Molecule: messenger RNA, 1969 nt
Organism: Toxotes jaculatrix (banded archerfish)
Lineage: Eukaryota; Metazoa; Chordata; Actinopteri; Toxotidae
Product: polycomb group RING finger protein 2-like
Exons: 9
Coding region: 126-1127 (333 amino acids)
Biological process (GO): negative regulation of transcription by RNA polymerase II
Cellular component (GO): PRC1 complex
Molecular function (GO): promoter-specific chromatin binding; metal ion binding
Source: RefSeq, a predicted model, not a curated record
UCCUCUGACGGAGCUGAAAAAAGCCAUUUUCUGGCGCUGCUGCAAAUUCUGUCCAAGUCCAGAUAAUUUACCUGGAUCCUCGGUGGGAGAGAGGGAAACUUUUAUGUCUGAUCAGAUCUGUCCAGAUGGAUAAAAUGCAGCCCAACCGGAUUAAAAUCACAGAUCUGAAUCCACACCUCACAUGUCCACUGUGUGCGGGUUACUUAAUUGAUGCUACGACCAUCGUAGAGUGCCUGCACUCCUUUUGUAAAACAUGCAUCGUUGCCUUCCUGGAGACAAAUAAGUUCUGUCCACGAUGUGACGUCCAGGUUCACAAGACGUGUCCACAGCUCAGUAUCAGAGCGGACAAAACUCUACAAGAUAUUGUUUAUAAGCUUGUUCCAGGGUUAUUCAAAGAUGAGAUGAAACGGAGGCGGGAUUUCUAUGCAGAGAAUCGUGUACUGGAACCAGGGGAAGUGGUGGAGACGUUUAAUAUAGCGGAGGAUGAAAUCAUCAGUCUGUCCAUACAGUUCUACGAGAGGAACAAAAACAAUGAGAGGCAGCGUUCGGAGAUGGAAGGAGACAAGUCCAAUGGUAAACGCUUCCUGCAGUGCCCAGCAGCCAUGUCCGUCAUGCACUUAGCAAAGUUUCUACGGAGCAAGAUGGAUAUUCCAAACAACUAUCGGGUGGAGGUGCUGUAUGGGGAUGAGCCCUUGAAGGACUACUACACACUAAUGGAUAUCGCCUACUUCUACGAGUGGAGACGGACUGGACCCAUCCCCCUGCAAUAUCUGGUCAAACCCACCCGGAAGCGCAGGAGGCCGUCCCAGUCUGCCGCUCAGGGCCACUCUGACGGCGUCAACACCAGCCCGACAUCAGAGAGCGACUCCCAGAGCGACAAAGUCCACAGUCCUGCUGCAGCCCAGCCACCCCGAGCCUCCACGCAGUCUAGCCCUGCCUCCCACAACCCCUCUCCCGCCAUCCAAAGCUCCAACGGUACCACUGUGCCCAACAACACUCAGCGACACACUCUCGCCUCCAAACAGGGCACCAGCGCUCGCAAGGUGACUGUCAACGGCACGAGCUCUGGGGCCGGCAAAGAGGAGGCGAGGGGAGGCGACAAAAGCGGUUUGCCCCCGGCGACCUAACGUGUGUACGGGGGCGACAGGGAGGACAGUGUUUGAAUUGCUCCCUUCUUUCUUUCUUCAGAGGAAAGAAGCUUGAGUUUUCCUUCUGGACACGUGUGAGCCAGAUUACUGUUAUCACCUUUCAAGAGGAAAGACUGAGAAGUGCAGCCAAAUAGACACUUGUAUGUAUGUGCGUGUGUGUGUUUAUGUGUGUUAGACUAGAACAGUGCACACAUACAAACUGUACAGUAUGUAUCAAAUGUGAGCAUGUGUGCAUACAUAUGUAUAAACUUAUCUUUUAUACAAGAUAUUGUAAUCGUUUUGUAUUGUAUAUGCAGUGGGUCUGUUUCAUUUCCAUAGUUCUUUCAACUUUGAUUUGGCUUCCAUAAAACAUGAGACAAACACAGUGCACGUCACUGCAGAAGUUGGAUGUAAGAAAAAAAACCCAACAAAAAACAAACUAAUCCUUGCCUUUGAACAGUCAUGUUAAUAACUGCUGUAUAAAUGUCCAGUGAAAGCAACUGCUCAUCAGGUAACACACCUACAUUACAUGAAACUGUUGAUGCACUUUGUUGAGGUCAGAUCACACAACCCAAACCAGUGAGUGUUUUCCAUCAGGAGAAGCAUUUAUAUUUACAGAAUUCCAAGCACUACCUUGGCUUGUAAGCAGAUGUUUGUCUGGAGACCAUGUUCCUUCUCUCGUGGCAGUCGAAGAACUCAAAAGGGAUUUGAAUAUUUGGCCAUGUAUGUCGUAGCUCCAUCAUUUUCAACAUUCCUUUUGUUCCUUUUCAACAAACAAUGAUACUUUUUCUAUCAGCCAUAUGUGCAUGUUUUAGGUCAAUAAAAUGUUUACUUACUAGGUU